AUGGCUAAUGAUGAGUGGCGAGCUCACUAUCCUGCAUCUGAGGUUGAAUAUCUGGAAAUGAUCGAAUCUGAUCAUCGACCCUCAAUCAUCAAAAUUAGACGCACAACCGACAGAGGAAUCAGGCCUUUCCAGUUUGAUACUAGACUUUGCCAAAGACCGGAGUUGUCAGCGGUGAUCGAAUCAUCUUGGAAUAGCAACAGAUUAGGCCAUCGACUAACCAUAUUGGAUAGGAUAAAGAAUUGUCGUAGCAACAUUUCAGCCUGGAAGCGACAAAACAACACCAAUUCUGCUCUACGGAUCAAGGAAUUGAUAAAGAUUAUUGAUCGAGCUCACAGUGAUGGAAACACAACAACUGAACACAUACAUGAGCUGCAACAAGAUCUUCUCCAGGCGUAUAGAGAUGAGGAAAAAUAUUGGCAACUCAAAAGUAGAUGUCAAUGGAUGAACGAGGGUGACCGCAACACUAAGUUCUUCAACGCCUUUGUGAAAAAUAGAAUUGCCAGGAAUAGACUGAAAUCGAUAAAGGACCACCAAGGAGCUGAUUUAUAUGGGAAUAAAGAGAUAGCAGUUGAAGCAGAGCGAUUUUUUGGUGAGCUAUUCUCCAAACCAGGACAAUCUGAUCUCAACGAGCUCUACGCAACAUUAAGCCAGUAG
Camelina sativa (false flax) is the source of this 654-nucleotide messenger RNA. RefSeq lists its product as uncharacterized. The record is from RefSeq and is a predicted model, not a curated record. NCBI's taxonomy places the organism in Eukaryota, Viridiplantae, Streptophyta, Magnoliopsida, Brassicales, Brassicaceae.